AUGGAGCGCGGAGUCAGACGAGUCCAUCUUUCAACUAAAGCUACCCGCGUGGAAUCCCACCUGACGUGGGCUGCUGUCGGCGGUAUCCAGCGUAUACGACUAGCUCGGGUUUGUCGCGCCAUUGUUGUUGUCGAGAAAGGUCCUCCUUCAACAACUUUGUCGAGAAACGACAGAGUGGGAUCAACCCUUAGACCAUCAGGACCGGACGGAUUGAGAGCAAUAGUUACCAGUCUCAGUAAGCUAGGUGAGAUACGGAUUCCGCGCCGACUCAGCCGGAGCAAUCAAGCGACGAAGGGCGAACUGCACCUAUUCGAAGCGUCUGAAACGGGAUACGGAGCAGAAGUCUACGUAUGUUGGCAGCAUGUAAACGGUGAGCACAAGACAGAAUUAAGUUUUGCCAAAGCCCGGGUCGCUCCAUUAAAAUGCGUUUUGAUACCCCACCUCGAAUUGACCGCGGCCGUGCUAGCGGUGCGUAUAGUCAAGGAGUUGCGACAAUGCUUUCGUACUUUCGAAGAACGCGUCAAUUUCCGGGCCGACUCCACCAUUGUAAAACACUAUGUGAACGAUGUCAACACUAGGUUCAGCACCUUUGUUUGA
This is a messenger RNA of Echinostoma caproni, 597 nucleotides long. Lineage: Eukaryota; Metazoa; Platyhelminthes; Trematoda; Plagiorchiida; Echinostomatidae. The record is from the annotation of a GenBank genome assembly.